This is a messenger RNA of Coffea eugenioides, 7050 nucleotides long. RefSeq names its product protein virilizer homolog. The transcript is spliced from 28 exons. Gene Ontology annotation, cellular component: RNA N6-methyladenosine methyltransferase complex. The coding region runs from base 53 to 6634 and encodes 2193 amino acids. The record is from RefSeq and is a predicted model, not a curated record. Gene Ontology annotation, molecular function: RNA binding. Lineage: Eukaryota; Viridiplantae; Streptophyta; Magnoliopsida; Gentianales; Rubiaceae.
UGGAGAGCGAGAAGCAGAAGAGGAGAUUAAGGGGAAAAGGACGCCGUAAAAUAUGAAUAUGGGUCGACCCGAGCCAUGUGUGCUCUUCGCCCAGACAUUCGUUCACCCUACUCUCGACGAGUACGUCGACGAGGUUUUGUUUGCGGAGCCUGUAGUUGUCACUGCUUGUGAGUUUCUUGAACAGAAUUCUUCAUCAACUUGUUCGACUGUUAAACUUUCCGGGACCUCUUCUCCUCCUUCCUUUGCUUUGGAGGUUUUUGUUCAGUGUGAAGGAGAGACAAGGUUUAGGCGGCUUUGUCAGCCAUUUUUGUAUUCACAUUCUUCUUCAAAUGUGCUUGAAGUUGAGGCUAUGGUAACUAGUCAUUUGGUUGUAAGAGGCAGCUAUCGUGGCCUAAGCUUGGUCAUAUAUGGGAAUACAGCAGAAGAUUUAGGUCAGUUUAACAUAGAAGUUGAUCUAGAUAGCUCUUUGACACAUACUGUUAGUGCAAUUGAGGGAGACCUUGAAGACCUUCCCCCUGCACUCUGCCCAACCAAUUUGACAAUUGAGGAAUCUCUAUCUACCUUGAAUAAGUUAUCUUUCAAAGUUGCAAGAGUUGAUAUUCCUGUCGAACACAAGCAGUUUUUACAACUGAUGUUUAAGCUUUUGGAGUCUCAGAAUCUUGGAGCUGCUACAGAUACCGUUAUUAGUUCAAUGCUAUCGGCAGCCCUAGUACAUGCAACUCCUAACUUGUAUUCUACUAUUAUCAAUCAGAAACAUGUUGGGAUGGAUAAAUUCAGAGAUAAUGGAGGAUUUGAUGAUGUCCUUAAUGAAGCUAGAAAGGAACUUAUGGAUGUCUAUAAAACCUUUAAGCAAGGAGGGUAUUUCCCUGCUGAAUCUUCAACCGAGAAUAUGUCUUUUGAAUCUGAGGCUGAUAUGCCUACUUCCAAACAACUGGUGGACUUGUUGAGCUUAUACUUUAAGUUUGGUAGUAACCAUGAAAUUGCUGCAAAUCCUGUGCGUUCGAAGCAUAAGAGUGCCGUACUGUGGCUUAGUGUAGCUCUUUUGCUGUGCUCUGGUCGAGAGAGCUGCUUUCACUUUGUUAGUAGUGGUGGUAUGGAGAAGCUUGGUCGUGUUCUCAAUCAUGUCAUUCAAAACUCUCUUACUCUUAAGUUGUUGUCACUUGCUGUUGUUGAGCAAGCUACUCGGCACUCAAUUGGCUGUGAAGGAUUCCUUGGCUGGUGGCCUCGGGAAGACGAAAGUGUCCCUCCUGGCACCAGUGAAGGCUACAAUCAGUUACUGAAGUUUUUGUUGCAGAACCAGCGCCAUGAUGUUGCUUCUCUUGCUACUUACAUACUUAAUCGUUUGCGUUUUUAUGAAGUUGCAUCUAGAUAUGAGUGUGCAGUAUUAUCUGUUCUUGGAGGUCUUUCCACGGCAGGUCAUAUUACAAGUGUCACUUUGGACAUGCUUACUGGAGCUAAAUUCCAACUCAAGAAGCUCACUAAAUUAAUAAACUUCCAUGGCCCAAUUGAAGAUCCUUCUCUGGUGGCUCGUGCAAGCAGCACUUUGAUUCCAUGUGAUGUUGGAUCAUUGUCAUAUAAAGCAACUAGCACCUUUAUUAACCAGUCAAAUUGUUGUUUUUCAAAGUGGGACACUGAUCCACAUUUGCUUCUGCUGCUUAAGGAGAGAGGUUUUCUCCCUUUGUCUGCAGCUUUUCUUUCGUGUUCUAUAUUACGUACAGAGACAGGGCGUGUAGUGGACUUGUUUAUGGAUAUUGUGUCAUACAUUGAGGCAAUUAUUCUUUCACUCCUCUUCAGCCGCUCAGGGUUGACUUUUCUUCUAUGUGAUCCUGAAGUGUCAACUACAGUAAUUCGUGGCCUAAGGGGUACAGAUGAUUGGAAUAAGGAAGAAUCGGCUUCUUUACGCUAUGCAUCCGCCUUGAUAUCUAGGGGAUUCUUUUGUCAUCCACAGGAAGUUGGAAUUAUCGUUGAGACACAUUUGAAGGCUAUUGUUGCUAUAGAUCAUUUAAUCACAUCUACCCCAAACACUGAAGAAUUUCUGUGGAUAUUGUGGGAGCUAUGCGGUCUUUCUCGGUCUGAUUGUGGACGCCAGGCUUUGUUGGCUUUGAUACAUUUUCCAGAGGCUCUAUCAGUUUUGACGGCUGCAUUACAUUCUUUAAAGGAGUUGGAUCCAGUUUCCAUGAAUUCUGGAUCUUCACCAUUAAAUGUCGCAAUCUUCCAUGCUGCCGCAGAGAUUUUUGAAGUCAUUGUUACUGAUUCAACUUCAUCUUCCUUGGGUUCUUGGAUUGACCAGGCUAAUGAACUUCAUCGGGUGUUACACUCCUCUUCUCCUGGGUCCAAUAGAAAAGAUGCUCCUGCAAGGCUUCUGGAAUGGAUUGAUGCUGGUGUAGUAUACCACAGAAAUGGAUUUAUUGGGCUUCUGCGUUAUGUUGCUUUGUUAGCUUCUGGAGGAGAUGCACAUAUGGCGUCAACAAGCAUUUUUGGAUCUGAUAUGAUGGAUGUAGAAAAUGUUGUCGGAGAAGCUCCUUGUAGUUCUGAUGGUAACGUCAUUGAUAACCUUCUGGGAAAACGCAUAACUGAUAAGGACUUUCCUGGUGUCGUACUUCGUGACUCUUCUAUCGUUCAGCUGACUACAGCAUUCCGGAUUCUGGCAUUCAUUUCAGAUAAUUCGGCUAUUUCUGCUGUACUUUAUGAUGAAGGCGCUGUAAUGGUUAUCCAUGCUGUUUUAAUUAACUGUAAAGUCUUGCUGGAGAGGUCCUCCAACAUUUAUGAUUACCUUGUAGAUGAAGGUACUGAAUGCAAUUCAACUUCAGAUUUAUUGCUGGAACGCAACCGUGAACAAAGCAUUGUUGAUCUUUUGAUACCUUCUUUGGUACUGCUGAUUAAUUUGCUGCAGAAAUUGCAGGAAGCAAAGGAGCAGCACAGGAAUACAAAACUAAUUAAUGCACUUCUACAGUUGCAUCGAGAAGUGAGUCCGAGAUUGGCUGCGUGUGCAUUCGACCUGUCCUCUCCUUAUCCGGAAGCCCUUGGGUUGGAAGCUGUUUGCCAUCUUAUUGUGUCAGCUCUAGCCUGUUGGCCUGUGUAUGGUUGGACUCCUGGCUUAUUCCUCUUCCUACUUGACAAUCUUCAUUCAACUUCAUCACUGGCGCUUGGUCCCAAGGAAGUUUGUAGUUUGUUUUGCUUAUUGAAUGAUCUAUUUCCCGAGGAAGGUGUCUGGCUGUGGAAGAAUGGGAUCCCAAUGUCAAGUCUCCUCAGAGCAUUUGCUGUGGGAACAUUGUUAGGACGUGAGAAGGAGAGACAGAUCGAUUGGUACUUACAGGCUGGAGUAUCUGAAAAGCUGCUAAGUCAGUUGACGCCACAGCUUGACAAAGUUGCGCAGGUUAUCCUGCAUUGUGCAAUCAGUACAUUGGUUGUAAUUCAAGACAUGAUUCGGGUCUUCAUUAUUCGUAUUGCCUGCCAUGGCACUGAUAAUGCUUCAGUUCUUUUGCGGCCUAUGAUAUCUUGGAUAUCUAAUCAACUUUCUGGACCAUUGGCAGUUGCAGACACUGAUUCAUACAAGGUUUACAGAUUGCUUGAUUUUCUUGCUCUUUUAUUGGAACAUCCACGUGCAAAGCCAUUGUUGCUGAGGGAGGGUGGCAUUCAGAUGUUCGUCAAAGUGCUUGAGAGGUGUAAUGUAGCUGCUACCUCAGAUGCCAAGCAGUUUCCAGAAGUCAGACAUGUAGCUAGAAAUGAAUUUUCAUGGCUUGCUUGGUGUAUCCCUGUAUUUAAGUCCAUCUCACUGCUGUGUGAUUGUCGGACAUCUUUGCCGCGCCCUGUAAUGCUAGACAGGCACAUUCCUAAAGAUGUAACUGCAGGGGAAUGUUUGCUGAUUUUGUCAUAUAUCCUUAAUUUGUGUAAGGUCUUGCCAGUUGGAAAGGAAUUACUUGCCUGUGUAUCUGCUUUCAAAGAAUUGGGUUCCUCUGCUCAAGGCAGAUCUGCAUUGUUAUCCAUUUUUCUGAAAGUUCAGCCAUUCAUUUUUGAGGACUCUGCAGUUGAGAGGAGUCGUGCUGAUGAUAGGGACCUCAAGAUUGUUAAUGCCUGUGAAUGGAGGGAGAGUCCUCCUUUGCAAAUUUGCUGGAGUACACUGCUAAUGUCAAUUGCUUCAAAUGAUGGUUCGCCAGAAUAUGCUGUUGAGACCAUUGGCCUAUUGGCCUCUGGUGCUUUACUCUUCUGCUUGGAGAGAGAAAGCCUGAACUUGGAGAGAAUUACUGCAACUAAGUUCCUUUUUGGGAUUGAGAAGGAUGGGUGUGGUACAGAUAGUUUUCUUGACGAAAGCAUGAAAUCACUUCAUGAACUUGCAAAUAUAUUGGAGCCAGAGGUAAUGGAAUCUGCAAGCUCUUUAUUACUUAUGUUGCAAAAGCCUACUCAUGCAGUAAAGGUCGAUGAUAUCAAGGCCAGUAUCCUUCCCUCGUCAUCAAUUGCUGCAUCAGUUUCUACAAGGAUACAUAGAAUUGCCGAUAGUGGUGCUGAAAGGAUUGAGGACUAUGAUUUAGGUGAAUUUGGAGACAAAUUCUUAUGGGAAUGUCCUGAAAAUUUGCGUGAUAGAUUGACGCAGACAGGUCUUUCAAUGAAGCGGAAGAUUUCCUCACUGGAUGGGCCUAAUAGGCGUGUCAGAGCUGAUAAUGCCUCGACUGAAACUAUUGCUCAAAGUUCAUUUUCACGGGGCUCAGUUCCCCCUGCUACUUCUGGUCCGACUCGAAGGGAUACAUUUCGGCAGCGCAAGCCCAAUACCAGCCGACCUCCUUCUAUGCAUGUGGAUGACUAUGUUGCUAGGGAAAGAAAUGCUGAUGGUAACAAUAAUCCAAAUGUAAUUGCUAUUCCACGCAUAGGAUCCUCUAGUGGGAGACCUCCGUCUAUUCAUGUUGAUGAAUUCAUGGCCAGACAAAGGGACCGCCAACAUCCAGUGGGAAUGGCAGUUUCUGAUGCAACUGCACAAGUGAAAAGAACAGCUCCUGAAAACAAUAAAGAUGCAGAGAAGUCCAAUAAAUCUCGGCAACUGAAACCUGACCUUGAUGAUGAUCUUCAGGGAAUUGAUAUCGUUUUUGAUGCUGAGGAAUCUGAACCUGAUGAGAAGUUGCCUUUUCCUCAGGCAGAUGAUAAUCUGCCACUACCUGCACCUGUUGUGGCUGAGCAAAGCUCUCCUCACUCGAUAGUGGAGGAGACAGAGAGUGACUCUAACCUAAAUGCACAAUUGGCUUCUAAUAUGGAUGAGAAUACAAACAGUGAAUUUUCUUCAAUGAUGACAGUUUCUCGUCCAGAGGGGUCAUUGGCUCGAGAACCAAGUAUUUCUUCAGAUAAAAAAUUUCCUGAUAAGUCAGAUGAUUCAAAGAGCUUCAUAAACAAGAUUUCCAGUGGUUUUGACUCAGCUGUGCUUGCAAGUAGUUCAGAGCUUUCUUCCUCCACUUAUGCAAACGUUAAUAAAGUGUCUGGGCAGUUAUCAACUGACUCUAGAAUGACAAAUAAUUUAUACUCAAAAGUGGGUCUACAACAUGGUGGUUUACCUUCAGCUAUUGGUUCUCAAGGAUUUUAUGACAAAAAGUUUCAUCUAAAUCAGCCUCCCUUACCUCCAUACCCACCUCCACCAACAAUUUCACCUUCGCCGUCUCAAAAUACUGAUGCUGUUGGCAGUCAGUCUUCUCCUUUUGUUCAUUCAGUGGCUGAUGUGCAGCCUCCAUUACCACCAGGCUUUCAUGUUCAGGCAGAGUAUCAAUCUGCUUACACAAAUAGUUCUCUGGCAUCCUCAAGUCCCCUUACCGAUUCCAAGUUUGGUCGGGCAACUCUUUCUUCACCUGGUGGAUCUACUAGACCCCCUCCACCUCUUCCUCCUACACCACCUCCUUAUUCAGUUAACGCUUCUACGUUAUCCUCAUCAAAACCUCUGCCCUCACAGUCUGUAGUUUACAGCCAAUCUGUUGGAGCAGUUGACCUUCAGCAGACCUCCAUUGCAUCAUCAAGUGAUGCUCGACCAAGUAACCUUUCAUCUUCUGGCACCGUGGUGACCUCUUUUGCGCCAGCUCCUUUAGGACCCCCAUUGCUCUUUGGUAGACCUGGCUCCAUGCCUGGUAAUCUUUACGGAAGCAGUUCAGCCCCACAGCAUAUGGAAAAUUUGCCAAAUAUUUUGCAAAAUCUUCCAAUCUCGUUGCCUGCUAUUCAAUCUGUACCAUCUCUUACUCAGUUGCAACCACUGCAGCCGCCACAAAUUCCACGCCAUACAGCACAGAGUCUGAGGCCAGUUAUUCCAUCUUCCCCCCAGCCGGAGCAAGUUGGUUCCUUGCUUCCAAGUUCCUUGCAAUUGCAAAUGCAAACAUUACAGAUGUUGCAACAGCCCCAUGCCUCUCCAGCUCACCUUUAUUAUCAGACACCACAGACCGAUAAUGUUUUGCAACCACAGCUGGUUGAACGUUCUCAAUUGCAGCCUCUGCAUCAGCAAGGUGAUGGUACAUCUCAGCAACACGAUGCUGGAAUGUCCUUGCAAGAUUUUUUCAGGUCCCCAGAAGCUAUUCAGUCUCUAUUAAGUGAUCGCGAUAAACUGUGCCAACUUCUGGAACAGCAUCCAAAGUUAAUGCAGAUGCUUCAGGAUAGAUUGGGCCAGCUAUAGUUGCACUAUUGGCAACACUGUGCAUUGGAAGCUUGACGCUGAUCUGUCUUCGUGCAGCUGUAAUGAAGACUACAUAGCAAUAGUUUCAGGCUGUGCAACAUGGUACCAAAAUUUGUGCCAUUCAAUUGUCCCGGUUUUAUUUGGUCAUUCUUCUUGUAAAUUGCUGUAUGAUUUAAGAUUCUGCAACUAAUUUGCUGUUGCAGGUGUUGUAAAUCAUAUUGCUCUCUCUCUCUCUCUCUCUCUCUCCCUCCUAGUAUUUCUGUGAUGGAAUUUAUUCAUUGUCAAAUAGCAUAUUUAGUGUUCCAUGUCAAACCAAGCCGUCCAUGUACUUUUUGACAAUAUGAAAUAUACAAGAUGGCAAGGAACCCUUCUGAGGUUCAAUAUGUUAGCAGCUGGCUUUGUAUACGUGCCUGAAA